Molecule: messenger RNA, 1532 nt
Organism: Pocillopora verrucosa
Lineage: Eukaryota; Metazoa; Cnidaria; Anthozoa; Scleractinia; Pocilloporidae
Source: RefSeq, a predicted model, not a curated record
UUGUAGCGAUGUUUUAAAUUCUUUGCGUGAGUCAACUUAAUUGAAAGUACACAAUGCCCUUAACACAUCCAGCCGAGGGGAUUGGAACAAAAACCUCAGCGCCGAGAAUAAUAUUCAUUUGAGAUUAUUUUAGCUCGCCGGAAGCGAUACAAUGCGGCGUUAUAUUCAGCGACGGGUAAAGUGAACUUAAAAUUAACAUUUGCAUAGUCAGCUGAUUCGAAGAUGUACUAUCGACAGGUUUUGCCACAGCAUCUUAUAUUGUUGUUCUUCUUCUGUCCUCGAUCAAGUAAAUCGUUGCCGACUCUGGAUGACAAUCGUAUCACUUUACAAUGCUUAGAGAAUUACAUGCUUCUUAAAAUGGACUUGCAAGAUUUACCAAUAAUUGAACCAACUUCACUUCACUUAAGGCACUUUUCUUGCAGACCACAAGUGAUUAACACCAGUGCUUUAUUUCGGGUACCCUUCCGAGGCUGCGGGACAACCCUCGGAAUAGAACUCGAUCACAUUGUGUAUCAAAAUGUUGUGGACAAUUCGCAGAAGAUGAACGGAUCACGCAUGGCGGUUAGGCACGCCCCUGAACUGUAUUACCCGUUUGUAUGUCGCUAUCGACAGAAAUACAUUGUUACUUUGAAAGAAGGAAGAGGGACGGAUCAAAACAGUAAAACUGGCCGUGAAAAUAGAAAUCAGACAACAGAAGAUAUUCCUAAGGUUGUGUCAAAUUCGUCAAGUAACACUUCUCCUUGGAUGCAUAACGUUACUUGGCUCACUAUUAUUUUUGAACUUAUGUGGACCUUGCUUCGAAUUGUGCACUAAUCUCUGAUGGACCUGCGGUACCCUUCCACUCUGAAAAUGAUUGUAUUCUCAACCGAGGAACAUUGCCUUAUUGUUUUUCGCUUUGGAUAAGCAAGUGCCUGAGGAUCAUCUGAUUAAGCCAUGGUGUGAUUGUUUCCCGCGCUACGUAUACGUAGUACAUCAUCUUCUUUAAUGGCCUCGGUUGUAAAAAAAGUAAUGGAUCUUAAAAUCAAGAGUCUUAUCAAGAUUGGUGUGUCUCUUUUUCGGAGAUCACUUUAUUAGAACAAAAUGCGUCUAUUGCAUCAGAUUAAACAUUCGUGAGAUAUAUUAUGCUGGGUGUGGCAAUGAAAUGGAAGUAGAAAUCUGGUCGGUAGUUGCAGGAACCCUGCUUUAUCUGAUCUCUCUGAACGAUGACAGUUUUCAAGCAGUCGUUUUGCAGCACAAAGAUGUGCCUCAAAGAACGGCUGUACUUACAGGUGAACAAUUAAACACAGUGUUUUCUGCAAAUGUAGCGCUUUUCGUCCGGUAUCAGCUGAAUGUUGGCUUCCCCAGCCAUUGCAAUUAUUUUUUGAUCUAAAUAAUAACCAGGGCAUGUUUGUUAUUAAAUAUCCUGGUUACCUAAGUUUACAAUUGGAAUUAAAACUUGUGAAUAUUUUGGGUUGAUUUAUGACCAUGUGGACCAUUCAUGCAGGCAAGAUGGUCGCAUUGCUCUCUUUGAAUUGAAAAUAAAGGCUUUUUCA